Messenger RNA from Knipowitschia caucasica, 1392 nucleotides. Lineage: Eukaryota; Metazoa; Chordata; Actinopteri; Gobiiformes; Gobiidae. The record is from the annotation of a GenBank genome assembly.
AUGAGCAUCGAUGACUAUUUCAAGAAAACUGCUGUCAACAUGCCAAAACCACAGAGGGGAAGGAAGACUGAAGGAGGCGAUGAAAUCCUGCACGCUAUCCAAGAAGCUAGCCGCGGAGAUGCUAACACUAGCUCUGGCCCUACGGCAGUAACAUCUGAUGCUAACGCCAUCAUACAUGCUCUCACAGCGGUCAUAGACAGCAAACUAUCCGGUGUCACUGAACAGAUUGAGAAAAUGGAGACGUCCGUGACACACACGGUGGAUAAAAAAAUAGCUGAUGUCACACAAAUGAUUGAAACAAAGCUGGCCUCUGUGCUGGAAGCCAUCGCCGCCCGAGGAUCUGAGAUACAGGCCCUAGCCGCGAGAAUGGAUAUCGCAGACAAGCAAAUGGAAGCCAUAGACCAGACUGCAGCUGCAUCCGAAACCAAAAUCGUAACAUUGGAAAAACAAAUCAAACAACUAAAAGAGCGCACUGACCAGCUGGAGAAUCACUCCCGGAGAUCUAACCUCAGAAUACUGGGAAUAGAAGAACGUGUAGAGGGGACAAACGCGGUGAAAUACCUUGAGAGGUGGAUCCCCGAGUACCUUCAUCUUGGCACCGCAGACGAUAGGAUUGUCCUGGACCGAGCCCAUCGCACACUGGGUCCGAUGCCAUCAAGCGGACAGAGGCCACGUCCCUUCAUUGUCAAAUUCCACUACUACUCCGAUAAAGCCCGAGUGAUGGAAGCCGCACGCAAACUCCACCAGAACGGGACCCCGCGUCAACAGAGGAUCCUCUUCUUCAACGAUUAUUCAGCGGAGGUCGUCCGUAAGCGUAAAGCUUACGACGUUGUGAAAGCUCGACUCCGGGAGUUGGAAGUGGAAUACGCGCUGUUAUACCCAGACAUCUUGAGGGUGAACACUGAUGAUGGAAAAUAUCGGCGCUUCUCAACCCCGGGUGAGGCCAACGUGUAUGUUCGCACUCUGGAGCUGGCGCGUGCCCCGCCUUCUCUCUCUGCAGAAGUUGUGUUCUGCGGUUCUGAGUUCUGCCUGUGGAUUGGCAGCUUCCAGGCUGAGCCCAGCCUGGGGGUGGCGCUGGGUCGUCAGUUUGACCUGCGCUGCACAGAGUUCUUGGCUCUGUGCGUUAAUGGGCCGUGUCUUGGAGCGCGGCCCACUCCCCUGCGCGAUCCAGUGGCCCACAACUUCAACCCAGGCACAGGUUGGAGCUCGCUGCCCGGACAGCUGCCCGAUCCUUUUCCCAUCGAGCUGAACUCGACUUGCCUGUCCCGCAGCGGCGAAACUGCUUUCCAACUCCCACCAAAAAGGAGCACCGUGGACCAUCGCGCCUCAAGCCACCUCUGGGCUUCCCGGGACCGAUCCCCGCUCCCUGCUCCCGUGUGUGGGAAAGACUAG